AGCAAGGAUGUGGUCACAGGCAAAGCCUCUGAAAACAGAAGUGCUACUAACAAAAUUUUUCUUGAUAGCAUUUAAGGGAAAGUAUCUCCAAUGAGAAAACUGAUUUCCUUCAUCUGUGACUAAACCACGGAAAACUACAUCCAGUUUCACGCUAGGAGAAAUGCUAUUUUGAAGUUGUCAUCAGCAAGGUUUCAAUAUGACGAACUGCUCAACUGAAGGUGUGGAUACUUUAACAAAGAAGCUGGAUUUGGUGAUUUACGUGCCCAUCCUGGUGUUCGGCUUGGCGUUAAACAUUAUGGCGUUGGUGGUGUUCUGCAGGCUGCUCCGAAAAUGGACAGAGUCUUCAAUCUACAUGACUAAUCUGGCACUGAUGGACCUGCUGCUGCUGCUUCAGUUGCCCUUCAAAAUGCACGCCGCGCACCACGAGUGGGCAGAGGACAAGAAGCUGCUCUGCUCCUUCCUGGAAAGUCUUUAUUUUGUGGCUAUGUAUGGUAGUAUCUACACAAUUGCAUGCAUAGCCCUAGACCGAUACUUCGCAAUAAACCACCCGUUUCGUGCCAAGCAGUUGCGCUCGAAAAGAAACGCCUUGAUUAUUUGUGUGUUCAUCUGGCUGUUUGUGAUGGGAGCCACUUCACCGAUUUACACCUUCCGCAGAGAAAAGACUGGUAAUUUUACAUGUUUUCAUGGUUUUUCGGAUAAAGGUUGGAGCACUGCACUAAUUGUGUGCCUGGAGGUCUUUGGUUUCCUGUUGCCUGCCGCGGUACUGGUGGUGUGUUCGAUUCAGAGCAUCCGUACACUCAAAGCUACAAAAAACAGCAACCGUAAGAAGCAAGCUGGUGUGAGAAUCAUCUACAGCAGCCUCGCUGCCUUCCUAGUGCCCUUCACUCCUUGUCACAUUGCCAUAUUCCUCCAGUAUCUAGUCCGAAAUGACCACAUUUUAGACUGCAAAAAGAAGCAGGACAUCGCUCUCUUCAUACAGGUCUCUAUCAACAUCGCAAAUGUGACCUGCUGCUUGGACGCACUGUGUUACUAUUUCAUCGCCAAGGAAGUUCGAUCCACCAAAGAUACACUCAAACUGUCCAUUAGCAGAGGCAGAACCACCAGCAGCUCAGAUGUCUGACGAGCCAAAUUCAUUGUACUAUACUUUCACAAUGUGUGUUGAUGGACUUCCAGUGGAAGUAGAGCCACGGCCACAAAAUCUUGUAUAUAAAAAAAGUCAUUGAAGGCUUGAAGCACACAGCGCAAAGGAAUUGCAUUUCUAUGAAAAAUCCUGCAGGGUCACCUCAGGGAUUUUGCCAGACUCACCUGAAUCCAGGGAGAAAUCUUUGAAGCGAAUCUUUUGCCUUUGCACUAACCUUCAGAUCAUGUGGAUUUCUACUGAAGUUACAGGAUUUUACAAAAUUGCCACAUAAGUGUAAAUGUGGGCAAGACUUAGGAAAUGAUUCAGGACCGAUAUCCUAGGUUACUGAGGUUUGGCGAAUAGUUUUUGGACACAAAAGGAAAAUUAUUUGUUCGUCUAGUUGAAGUGAUAGUUCAAAAAUGUAAAAUGCUGUGAUAAUUUAUACACAAAGGCUGUCAUAAAACUAUAUGGCUUUGUUUCUUUUUAAAUAUUUAAGAAUAUAUUUUGAGAAUUGCUUUUUUUUUUGGCCAAUCAGUGCCCACAAGCUGGGCAUCAGAGAUGUUUGGUUCCCACUUGUCCCACAGAAACAAUGCAGGUUUGUGCAUGAGUAAAUUAUGACAGUAUUCAUUUCUUAAUUGUACUGUUCAUUUACUUUAAAAAGCAUGUACAAUUGAAGAAGAAGCAUGAACAGAACAUAAACAUUACAAGAUUUUUAGCAUUACAUAGCCUUGCAGAUCUGGCAUUUAGGCUGUGUGGUAUUUCAAAAUCACGACCUUAAAAAUCUAUUUGUAAAAUGUAAAUCUAACUCCCACUAAGACAACACUCAUCGGAAACUCUGCCAUCAUACGCCAUAGGAGCUAACUCAGUCACUGUUUUCUAAAGUAAUUCAGCGUUGACUGUCAGGAAGAAGUUUUUCACUCAUCAUAGCACACGUGCUGCUGCUGAUGUGACAACAAAAGUGAUUUGAUUUGAAAGAAGUUCACUGGUUGCAGCGCGGGCAUGGUUUUGUACGUAAUGGCUGCAAAUGGGACACUUGCAGGCACUCUUCUAGAGCCUAAAAUGAGAAAUAGGACUAUGGACCUUUGCAAGUGAGAGACAAACCUUUAAAGUCUGCAGGACCAAGUGAGUAUGAAGUGUGUCACUUAGGUUUGGGAUAAUAAAUCCUUUUAAAGUAUUUCUUCCCAUCAAUAAAUUCUUAAGUACACA
Molecule: messenger RNA, 2326 nt
Organism: Danio rerio (zebrafish)
Lineage: Eukaryota; Metazoa; Chordata; Actinopteri; Cypriniformes; Danionidae
Source: RefSeq, a predicted model, not a curated record